Falco peregrinus (peregrine falcon) is the source of this 2057-nucleotide messenger RNA. RefSeq names its product acrosin binding protein (gene ACRBP). Gene Ontology annotation, molecular function: protein binding. The transcript has 10 exons. Gene Ontology annotation, cellular component: nucleus; acrosomal vesicle. Bases 88 to 1611 code for a protein of 507 amino acids. The record is from RefSeq and is a predicted model, not a curated record. NCBI's taxonomy places the organism in Eukaryota, Metazoa, Chordata, Aves, Falconiformes, Falconidae.
CCCACAGGCACGGGCGCACAGCCGUUACACUGUCCCUGCCCCCUGCACCGUCACCAGGGCCACCGAGCGGCGAGGCCUGCGGCGGCCAUGCCGGGGUGGCGCUGCCUGGCGGGGCUGCUGACCGUGCUGACGUUCUCUGCAGCUCCACCGGUGCCUCCUGCUCCAGGCAGCCCGCUGUCGGACAGCGAGUACCAGCUCUUCUUCGCCAGCCUGGGGCCCCCCUGGAAGGCAGCCAUGCUCUGCCAGCUGCGCCAGGCACAAGGCUGCCUCAGCUCCACCAUCCUGCAGCUGGACCAGGAGGAGAACCACGGCCACGUCCCUGAAGGGCCAGUCUGCUGUGACUUCCCUGAGGCUCCGUGGUUUCAGACCUUCUGCCAGUUCACCCAGUACCGCUGCUUCAAACGCCAGUUCUAUACCAAGCGAAUCCCAUGUUCCAGUUUGUCUCCUCAAAAAAAACUCCUCAUGACAGAGCAACCCCAUGCUGUGGGCUCCUGGGCAAGGGGCAAAAGCUCCCCUACAGAAGAAGCUCCAGAGCAGGCUUCUCUCUUGCACGUCGAUGCCCUGCUGCGUGCCAAUGUGGACAGUCUCCUGAAGUACUCCUAUGCACUGUCAAGUCAGAAACCACUGCUGAGGAAUGUUUCCACAGCCACGCCAGGGGUGCUGAGACCCCCACAGGACAGGGGGCUGCCUGCGCUCCCACCAACCCUGCUGGUCCCAGCCUCCUUGCCUCCCAGGCUGAGAUCCCCUGACCGCACAGAGCAAGCCUGGGAGCAACGCCUACAGAACAACGUCUGGCAGCUGAUCCACUCAGCCCUCUCCUUGGAGACAUCCCUGGGCACUGAGGGCCCUUCUCCAGACUCCAAGUCACACCCAGAGAGCAUGUCAGGCAGCACUGCAGAGAGGGUGCAGGAAACAGCCCCCCGUGGCAGCCUUUUAGCCCUGAAGAAUGAUGAGGCAGUGAUGAUCCUGUGCUAUGCGGUGCUGGAGGGAAACUGUGUCUCAUCAGCCGUCACCCAGAUCUGGAAGGAGAUGGAAGAGAGAGUCCUCGGGUUUGGAGAUUUGGUGUGUGACAGCCUUGGGCGGCGUCACAUCGACCUGUGCCCUGACUGUGCUUUCUGCUCACUGAAGAGGGAACAGUGUCAGAAUAUGAAAAACCUGAACCGUGUUCACUGCAAGACAGGCAACUUCAGCACCUACAUCAACCCUCAGAUCUCAGCCCAGCAUCAGGCUGCAGGCAACAAGACCAGCUCCCCAGAGACCUCAGAGUACCAUGGCAUGGAGGUUUUCAGAGGGCUGAGGGCAGAGUACUGGUGCAGCCGGAUAGCCACCCAUGGCUGUGAGGACCCUCGUGUGAGCCUCUGGCUGAAGGCAGAGUACGCCGCCUUCCAAGAUGGAGAUGCCCAGAGCCAGAUCUGCGACUCAGAUGGACUUCAGCACCCCAACUACUGCGUGUUCAAGAGCCACCAAUGCCUCCAGCAGAGCCUCUACAACCAGCGGGUGACUCGUCGCAGCUGCCUCAGAAACGAGACAUACCGGGUGCUGAGUAAGAAGGAGGGAGAGGAGCAGGUGCAGCUGUGGCACCAGAGGUUCCUCAGCCUUGCCAAGGGGUGAUGCCUGAUACCAGGGGGAUGUCUGGCAAGGACAGGACUCCACAGCAGGCUAUCUGGAGCUGUAGUGGGGCAGAGAGCCUGGAUAGACUUGGACAGCUCUUCCCAGACCUCUUGCUGGCCAGCCAGCUCAUCAUGGCCUGAUCUCACCCUCUGAGCACCUGCUCUGUGCCGGCGCCAGCGGCACACCAUGAGGGGAGCCUCACAAAACAGCAUCUCGCUGUGGGACCUGCUGGAACUCCUCCUGAAAAUAUUUUCUCCAAACAAAGGAGCAGCUGAGCAUUGGAGAAGGCAUCAGCCCUGGCCACCUAGAUUAAGAGCCACUGGCCCAAGCGUCCUUGUCUGAAAUCCCCAGCCAUCCCUUGCCUCCCUCUCCCUGCAGGAUUACACCAGGCGAUAGUUCUCCCACAGAUGAGUCUUAUUGUAUAAAGAGCCUGUUCACCCUACAAA